Messenger RNA from Insectozyma verbasci, 588 nucleotides. Lineage: Eukaryota; Fungi; Ascomycota; Pichiomycetes; Serinales; Debaryomycetaceae. The record is from the annotation of a GenBank genome assembly.
AUGCAUUUUUUAAAGUCCAAGGUUGAUGAUUUUGAAGAUGCAAUUAAAUUAAUUGAUUUCACGAUUGAUGAAUUCAAGACCGUGAAUUAUUUAAUUACAAAUGGACCAGAAAUAAACAAACUUGAUUUGGAUUUUGAUGAGAGUAUAGUUGAUUUCAAAACUUGUUUUAAUGAUUAUUUAUUAUCUGUUUAUAAUAUUAAUAAAUUGAUAAUUAAUUAUUGGAAAGAAUUUAAAUUACAAGGACAAAUUAUAAAUUGUGCUUCUGAUGUAUUAUAUCCCUCAUCCAAAGUGACAAACCAUUCAAUUAUUAAACGUACUUUAGUUGGGUUAACUAGAAAUUUAGCAAUUGAAAAUGCAAAGAAUGAUAUUAAAGUGAAUAUGAUAAGUCAUGGAUGGAUUAAAAAUUCAAAAAUUUUAAAUGAAGUAAUGAAAAACACAAAUGAAAAUGAAAUCUUAGCAAAGAUUCCAAUGAAUAAACUUGGUAAUGAAGACGAUGUAUAUAAGGCUGUUGAAUUCUUAUUGGCAAAUCCUGAUUUGUACAUGACUGGUCAAAAUAUAAUUAUUGAUGGAGGUUUGAGCUUUAAAUAG